Messenger RNA from Yamadazyma tenuis ATCC 10573, 2566 nucleotides. NCBI's taxonomy places the organism in Eukaryota, Fungi, Ascomycota, Pichiomycetes, Serinales, Debaryomycetaceae. The record is from RefSeq and is a predicted model, not a curated record.
AAUUAAUAAAUCUAAAUAAAUUUUUAUCAGCUACCAACAAAAUGUCGACCUCCUCUUUAUCUUGGUUAACCAAAUUGAACACCACCGAAACCCCAGAGAAGAACUUGAGACGUUCUUCCAUCAUCGGUACCAUAGGUCCAAAGACCAACAACGUGGAAACCAUGGUCAGAUUGAGAAAAGCCGGUUUGAAUAUCGUCAGAAUGAACUUCUCGCACGGUUCUUAUGAGUACCAUCAGUCUGUGGUCGAUAAUGCCAGAAAGUCCGAACAAGUGUAUUCUGGUAGACCUUUGGCCAUUGCUUUGGAUACCAAGGGUCCUGAAAUCAGAACUGGUACUACCAUUGACGACAAAGAGUUCCCAAUUCAACCCAACCACGAAAUGAUCUUCACCACCGACGAAGCCUAUGCCAAGAAGUGUAACAGCGAGGUGAUGUUUGUGGACUAUAAAAACAUUACCAAGGUUAUCAAGGCAGGUAAGAUCAUUUACAUUGAUGAUGGUGUUUUGUCUUUUGAAGUGUUAGAGGUCAGUGAUGACAAGACCUUGAAAGUCAAGUCUGUCAAUGCUGGUAAGAUCUGUUCGCACAAGGGUGUGAACUUGCCUGGUACUGAUGUUGACUUACCAGCAUUGUCUGAAAAAGAUAUUGCUGAUAUCAGAUUUGGUGUCAAGAACGGCGUGCAUAUGAUCUUCGCUUCUUUCAUCAGAACCGGUGAAGAUAUCAAACAAAUCAGAAAAGUUUUGGGAGAAGAUGGUAAGGACAUCCAGAUUAUUGCUAAAAUUGAAAACCAACAAGGUGUUAAUAAUUUUGACGAUAUCUUGGCCGAAACCGAUGGAGUAAUGGUUGCUAGAGGUGAUUUGGGUAUUGAAAUUCCUGCUCCUCAAGUGUUUGUGGUGCAAAAACAAUUGAUUGCCAAAUGUAAUUUGGCUGCGAAACCAGUUAUUUGUGCUACCCAGAUGUUGGAAUCCAUGACGUAUAACCCAAGACCAACCAGAGCCGAAGUUUCGGACGUUGGUAAUGCCAUUUUGGAUGGUGCUGACUGUGUGAUGUUGUCUGGUGAAACCGCCAAGGGUAACUAUCCUUUUGAAGCUGUUUCCAUGAUGCACAACACUGCUUUGAUUGCUGAAAAGGCCAUUGCUUACCAAACCGUCCACAAUGAAUUGAGAUCGUUGGCCGUCAGACCAACUCCUACCACUGAAACAUGUGCCAUUGCUGCCGUGUCUGCUGCUUACGAACAAGAUGCCAAGGCCAUUGUGGUUUUGUCUACCUCUGGUUUAACGUCCAGAUUGGUUUCCAAGUACAAGCCUAACGUGCCAAUUAUGAUGGUCACCAGAAACGAAAGAGCCGCUAGAUACUGUCACUUGUACAGAGGUGUGUAUCCUUUUGUUUAUCCAAAUGCCAAGGUUGAAAACUGGCAAGAAGAUGUGGAAAACAGAUUGAGAUGGGCUGUUUCUGAAGCCAUUGACUUGAACAUCAUCAAAAAGGGUGACUCUAUUGUCACCGUCCAAGGUUGGACAAGAGGUUCCGGACACUCUAACACUGUUAGAAUUGUCCAGGCCUAAGCUACUGUGUUAUGACGCUAGAUAUUUAGAAACGACAGUAAUUAAACAAUUAGUACUUGAGAUUUCGCACCCUCAUGAAAUGAAAAAUUAUCAUCCUAUCAUGAGGUUAGCUGCGCUGAGAAUCAGGCCAUUAACCCGUGCAUUCGUAAGGUUUAACUCCAGCUCCGGAGGAAAUCCACCUCGGGACCUGACCACACACUUUGGUUACAAAACAGUGGAGGAAACUGAAAAGGAAAAGCUUGUAGGAGAUGUGUUUUCUUCCGUUGCUUCCAGUUACGAUAUCAUGAACGAUGUCAUGUCUUUUGGGAUUCACAGGUUAUGGAAAAGCCACUUCUUGAACAGAUUGGAUGCUGGAAUGAGACCUGGCAGUGGACGCCCUCUUGAUUUUCUUGAUGUUGCUGGGGGUACUGGUGAUAUUGCCUUUGGUUUGUUGGAGCACGCAGAAAAGAGAUUCAACGAUUUUCAAUCCACCAUGACGGUUGCGGACAUUAACCCCGACAUGUUGAAGGAAGGAGAAAAGAGAUACCAAGAUACCAAGUGGGCCAAAGAAGCAGAUCCACGAGUUAGUUUUUUGGUUCAAAAUGGUGAAACUUUGGACAAAAUUGCUGAUAAUUCCAAAGACGUUUAUACCAUUGCUUUUGGAAUUAGAAAUUUCACCAACAUCCAAAAGGGCUUGGAACAAGCCUAUCGGGUAUUGAGACCUGGUGGUAUCUUUGCUUGUCUUGAGUUUAGUCAAGUGGAAAACCAGUUGUUGGAUUACGUUUACCAGACCUAUUCGUUCUCGUUAAUUCCAUUGGCUGGGCAAUUAAUUGCUGAUGAUAGAGAAUCGUAUCAAUAUCUAGUGGAAAGUAUCAGAAGAUUUCCCAAGAAAGAAGAGUUCAAAGGAAUGAUUGAAAAGGCUGGAUUCUACGUUCCUGAAAAGGGAUAUGAAGACUUAACUUUCGGGGUCGCAACCAUUCAUAUUGGAGUGAAAUUGUAGAGCUGUAAAUAGUCAAUGAAUGUACCCAAUU